GGUCGCUCGUUCCCGCUGCUGAAGAGAGGCCUUCUAAUUUUAGCGAGAACAUGGGGCGGAUUGCGACGCUGCAAGUCGACGCGUACAGCAACAGACGACCAGCACAACGACCGCUUUGAGUUCGCCAUCCAAGUCGCAGGAAGGUUGCGGGGGCAGCAUCUAGGCUUCUGUCGACUGCAUCGCGUUGCACGCCGUCGAAUGCGGGCCCGUAGAGACUACCAUUUUGCCGUGGCCGUUAUUAACACCUAGACUCGUAUUCCGCCCCCACCCAGUUGUAUAGACGUACUGCACCGCCUGCAUCGCGCCCUCGACAUCCGAACUCCACCUUUCCCAUGGCGUCUCCAGCCCCGGUUCCCUUCACCUCGCUCGACACCACCACGCGGCAGCCAGCCAAAGAUGAGGUCGAGUCGCCGAGCAUCUCCAGCACAAACGCGCUUGCCCGCUACGAAUACGAGGCGGGCCACGCCAAUGCCACCACCGGCACCAAGAUCCUCAUGGUUGAGUGGGAGGACGACGACACGACGCGCGGAGUGCGCGGCGACUGGCACAUCUCGUGGGACGGCAGCACGCGUGUCCUGCCUGCCAACGAUCAGCCUGCCAACGACGUGAACCGCAUGUAUUUCCUGCUGCCUCCGGGCGUUGCGGUGCCCACCAGCGUCACACUCACGCUACGACCACAGGACGCUAGUAUAUCGCCUGUAGUCUGGCAUACCAACCCUCUGCCCGCCCUGUUUCCGCCCGAACUAGGAGCAUCUGCGCGUGCAGCGGGCAAGAAGGGCGUCCUGCACACCAUCUGGGCCAAGAAGCGGUUACAGGUCUUGCAGAAAGAGAUUGAAGCCGAAUCGCGCAACAACGUCGAGGGCAUUGGCCUGCUCAUGGUGGUGCAAGAGAAGGAGUGGAUCGAAUCAACGUUUGGCGUCAAUGCCAAACCAGCCGGUCUGAGCAUCUCGUUGGGGGAGCCGACGUUAGCCCCGAUGAAGGGUCCAGCUAGCCCACGAUCUCCAGGCGGAGGCAGGCUGAUGGACAAGCUGGCUGGUCUGCGACUGGGCACGAGCGAGAGAGACCUCACCCCUAGCAGCAGCAGCAGCACGCCGGGCUUCUCCAACCCUCUCUCACCUGAAUCCUCAGACAUCGCCAUUAGCUCAUUUUCUGUCUUCAAGGGAGCGAACCCUUCGGCACUUGCAGCGAAACCUCCACAGCAACCGCAGUCUGAGCCAGCAGCGCCGCCUCGCAAGGUCGCUGCACAAGCUCCACCGCAAUUCAUCACAGAGCAACAAGGCGCUGGCAUGAUGGGUUCACUGAAUGCUCUAUCUGGCCCUGCGCCCGUGUUCCAGUCACGGGAUCCAUCGGGACCGGCAGAUGAGGAUGACAAGGACGAUGGGCUGUUUGCACUGCCGAUAAGUCCGCGAAGCCCCGAGGUGGGAAAGAGCCCGUUUUCGUUCGCGGUGAACGAGACAGCUCCGUUCUUGAAAGAGGAGAGUGCCGUUUGAGUAUUGUCGUAGGUGAAUGUACGGGUGCAUCAGGGUGUAGCAUGGGUGCGAUGUGUUAGUCUUAGGGUCGGUGUAGCCCUUUUAUGAAAGUGAUACCUUGGCGGCUUCCUGCCGCUGCGAGAAUUCAUUCUAGUUGGAAUCAUCAAGAGCGAUGUUCCCAUCAUCACGAUUGCGCCAAAAUAUAGUAAAUGCAGUAUGGUGAACGUACGUCGUGAAUGUCUGAACAU
This is a messenger RNA of Alternaria rosae, 1717 nucleotides long. RefSeq lists its product as uncharacterized. The transcript has a single exon. Bases 333 to 1490 code for a protein of 385 amino acids. The record is from RefSeq and is a predicted model, not a curated record. NCBI's taxonomy places the organism in Eukaryota, Fungi, Ascomycota, Dothideomycetes, Pleosporales, Pleosporaceae.